UCUCUCUCUCUCUCCUCUAGCCGUAACAUAAAAAUGAUCACUAAGGCCUUAUAAUUAGGAGAACUAAGCCAUUAGAGGAGAUCACACCGCGAGUUAAUUAGCUAAUCACAAUGUCCUCUCAUUCCUACAUCUCCAUCACUCAAAAACCCAUUUCUCUGAUCAAACUGAAACAACCAAAAUCCUCAUCAAAACACAAGCUCCUGCUCCAGCUCCUCCCGUCCCCGCGCCGCGCCGGACGCUUCUUCGUUCCGUUCCUCGCCAUCUGGGCAUUGCUCAACUUCUCCCAACUCCCCCUCCCUCCGCUGUCCUGCGGGCGCUUCUUGCCGCGCCUCCGACCUCCGCUGCGUCCGCACGACGAGUUCUGGCGGUGGGCGCAGGCGACGACCACGGUCCAUGCGCAGCCGUGCCUGAGCUUCAGCGAGUCGUACCGUAACACGUCAUCGGAUCAGGAUACGACGACGGCGACGGCGCCGCGGAAGUACAUGAUUGCGGUGGUGUCCGGAGGGCUCAACCAGCAGCGGAACCAGAUCAUCGACGCGGUCGUCGUCGCACGGAUCUUAAAGGCGGCGCUUGUCGUGCCGGUGCUGCAGGUCAAUCAAGUGUGGGGCGACGAGAGUGAAUUUGGGGAUAUAUUUGAUGUUGGGCAUUUCAAAAUGACGCUGAAGGAUGACGUGGCAGUGGUUUCGACAUUGCCGGCGACGCACCUCAUGCGGCGGCGGGUGAGGGCGCCGGUGAUGCCGUUCAACGCCGACGAGGAUUGGGUGCGGACGAACUACAUGCACAAGCUUAGCAGGGACAGCAUUCUUCUUCUCCGAGCUUUUGACUCUAGACUCGCCAAGAAUCUCUCCUCUGACCUACAAAAGCUAAGAUGCAAGGUGGCUUUUGAGGCUUUAAAGUUCCAACCAUGGAUUGAAGAUCUUGCAGAGAAAUUCAUUACUAGGAUGAGAGUGGAAGGACCAUACAUGGCCUUGCAUCUAAGGCUAGAGAAGGAUGUAUGGGUUAGAACAGGUUGCCACUCAGGGUUAGGUGCGGAAGCCGACCUUUUGAUUGCAAAUGAACGCGCAUCAAAACCUCAAUUCUUAACAUCUCGUACUAAGCUCACAGCCCAACAGCGUUACCAUGCCGGUCUUUGCCCCCUCAAUGCCAAUGAGAUCUCUAGGAUGCUAAAAGGACUUGGUGCAUCUGAAGACACAAGGAUCUACUGGGCUGGGGGUGAACCUUUUGGAGGAGAAAAAGCACUUCAACCACUGAAAUCACAGUUCCCCAAAUUAUUCAACAAAUGGAACCUAGCAAGGCACGGCGAACUCGAUGCUCUUAAGCAUAAACCAUCAGUGCUCGCUGCAUUAGACUAUGAAGUCUGCCUCAGGAGUCAGCUCUUCAUAGCAAGCCAUGGAGGAAACAUGGCACGCUCCUUACAGGGACAUCGAACUUAUAUGGGUUAUGGCAAGCCUAUCAGACCAAACAAGAAGCUACUAGUACAGUUAUUCAUGAACAACACCUUAAGUGAUACGGAGAUCAGGAAGAAAAUAAAAGAAAUGCACACAGAUUCUUUAGAUUCAGCAUCACAUUUCAAUGUUAGUUCAAACAGAGAUGUCAUUUCCUUUCCUUUUCCGCAUUGCAUGUGUACAAACCAAACAUAAGUUUGAGUUACAAACAAAUUGUUUGACAUGGCUUACAAGUACAUAGCAGAUGUUUGUAAAUAAAUUGAGAGCUAUUUACAAACAUAUCCUAUGUACUUGCAUCUGGGAAACUCUUUUUAGGUAAAUAUAAUGAUUCAGUUAGUCAA
Messenger RNA from Ananas comosus (pineapple), 1786 nucleotides. RefSeq lists its product as uncharacterized. The transcript is spliced from 6 exons. The record is from RefSeq and is a predicted model, not a curated record. The coding region runs from base 111 to 1640 and encodes 509 amino acids. Lineage: Eukaryota; Viridiplantae; Streptophyta; Magnoliopsida; Poales; Bromeliaceae. Gene Ontology annotation, cellular component: cytoplasm.